AUGAAGUUCCAACAAAUUAGAAAUGCAACAGUGAUCAUCACAUUUGCCGGAAAGAGAUUUCUUGUAGAUCCAUGGCUUGAUCCAAAAGAUGCUUGUGAUCCAAUUCCUUUUGCUAGAGACCCAACACAAAGAUUUCCAAUUUUCCCCUUACCUCUUCCGAUCGAAAAAAUCAUAGAUGUUGAUGCAAUCAUUGUCACUCAUAUGCACGUCGAUCAUUUUUCUGAGUACUCUGCUAAUUUGUUGAAUAAAGAGAUUCCAAUCUUUGCACAAGAUGAAGAAGAAAAAGAAAUUCUUGACAAAUUGGGAUUCAAGCAUGCAGAGGUUCUUUCGAAGGAUGUGACAACUUUUGGAAAUAUUUCUAUUUAUAGAACCAAUACAAAUCAUGGAGAAGAAAAGAUCUAUGAUGCCUUUCACAUGAAAAGAGCUGUCGCUGGUUUUGUUCUCUCAUCUCCAUCAGAAUCCAAGAAAAUUUAUUUGGUUGCUUAUUGA
Messenger RNA from Trichomonas vaginalis G3, 489 nucleotides. RefSeq names its product beta-lactamase superfamily domain-containing protein. The transcript has a single exon. The record is from RefSeq and is a predicted model, not a curated record. NCBI's taxonomy places the organism in Eukaryota, Parabasalia, Trichomonadida, Trichomonadidae. The coding region runs from base 1 to 489 and encodes 162 amino acids.